This is a messenger RNA of Protobothrops mucrosquamatus (brown spotted pit viper), 1345 nucleotides long. Its product is annotated as gastricsin-like. The record is from RefSeq and is a predicted model, not a curated record. Gene Ontology annotation, biological process: proteolysis. Gene Ontology annotation, molecular function: aspartic-type endopeptidase activity. NCBI's taxonomy places the organism in Eukaryota, Metazoa, Chordata, Lepidosauria, Squamata, Viperidae. The annotation marks the transcript as partial. The transcript has 11 exons.
AUGAAGUGGCUAAUCCUUGCACUAGUAUGCCUUCACCUCAGUCAGGCUAUGAUCAAAGUAUCCUUAAAACGAUUCAAGUCUAUGCGGGAAGAGAUGAUGGAAAAAGGGGUCAGUGGACCACUCCUACACAAGUAUUAUGAUCCAGCCAGCAAAUACAUCAACCAGUUUGCCGUUGCUGAUGAGCCUCUUGCUAACUACAUGGAUAUGUCCUAUUAUGGAGAGAUCAGUAUUGGAACUCCACCCCAGAACUUCAUGGUUCUCUUUGACACUGGGUCAUCCAAUCUCUGGGUGCCAUCCAUCUAUUGCCAGAGUCAGACUUGCAGCAACCAUGCAUUAUUUAAUCCCAGUCAGUCUUCUACUUAUUCCAGCAACGGACAAACUUUUAGUAUACAGUAUGGAAGUGGUAGUCUCAGUGGGGUCUUUGGCUAUGAUACUGUAACGAUCCAAGGCAUUCCUAUUACCAAUCAAGAAUUUGGUCUAAGUGAAACUGAGCCUGGCACUGCCUUUCUCUAUUCACAAUUUGAUGGCAUCCUGGGUUUGGCCUAUCCUUCCCUUUCUGCUGGUGGUGCCACCACUGUAAUGCAGGGAAUGAUCCAGGAGAAUUUGAUUGAUGCUCCUGUUUUCAGUUUUUACCUGAGUCAGCAGCCAAGCUCCCAGAAUGGUGGUUCACUUAUAUUCGGAGGAGUCGAUUCCAAUCUCUACAAUGGUCAGAUUUACUGGACUCCAGUCACCCAAGACUUGUAUUGGCAAAUCGCGAUUGAUGGAUUCCUGGUUAACAACCAAGGCACCAACUGGUGCAGUCAGGGCUGCCAGGGGAUUGUGGAUACCGGAACAUCACUACUCACUGUUCCUGGGCAGUUCUUUCAAGAGCUGAUGCAGAACAUUGGAGCUCAACAAAACAACAAUGGCGCGUAUGUGGUUAGCUGCAAUAACGUUCAAUACAUGCCCACUAUCACAUUUGUCAUCAAUGGAAAUUAUUUCCCCCUGAGUCCAUCUGCCUAUGUCCUUCCGUAUUCUAAUAACAAUUGCCAGAUUGGCAUAAUGCCUACUUACCUGCCAUCCCAGAAUGGACAAAUCAUUCUGAAGAAAGGAAAAUCCAUUCGUGAAAAUAUGAGAGAGAAUGGAGUGUUGGAAGAAUUUUUAGAAAAAUACCAUAUUGAUCCUGGAUUAAAAUAUCAGUUCAAUAAAUUUGGUGUUACAUAUGAACCAAUGACCAAUUAUUUGGACUCUUAUUACUUUGGAAAAAUAAGCAUUGGGACUCCACCACAAGAUUUUCUUGUUCUUUUGGACACCGGCUCUGGUUAUCUGUGGGUACCUUCUACAUAUUGUACAUCAAAGGCCUGUG